ACCCACAAAAGUUUGAGUCUUUGAGCAGCGAUGCGAUGCGUUGAUGAUACAAUAAUCAUCAUUUUGUUGACUUGAUUAUAAUGAUUUCGGCUGUCCAUUUGCUGGUCGACUAAAUUCAUAAGCCUGCCAAGCAUAAUUCCCUCUCUCGGAGUCUCAGUUUCUAGCGGAGCGUUGAACGCGUUGAAUUGGAAGCUGUCUGCAAGCUGUCAAACGCACUCUACAAAACGCUGCCCGCAUCAGCAGAAGCUGAAGCAGCAGCAGCAACAUCGUCGUGCCCCUGGCCCUAGUUUAUAACUAUGCUGCCUUUGACCUUUCGCUACCUGACCUCAAAAAGCAACAACAACAACAACAAAAAGCGUGUGGCAACAUUGGGCUCAAUAAAACGCUGAUGCGCCGCAUUUGCUUAAUCCGGCGCGUGGUCUUUCCCAAAGUUCUUAAUCCGCUUCGCCGUCUGCGAAAUCCUUUUGUUUUUCUACAUUCUCGCUACUAGAUGCAAUUAUAAAAGGAUUAUGCCAUUUAUGACCUGUCUGACCCAGAGCACAAAACUCACUUGCAACGCUUUCAUUAUGAUGCAGUUUAAUGAAUUACCUGGAAGUUGUUAAGUGCAAAAGGCAAAACUGACACGAAGAAGUUCUAGAAAUUUCAUGCUAAUGAUGUGACACAAACAAGGCCUAAAUAAAUAUUGGAAGAAGCUCUUCAGGUAUGAUCUUACCAUAUUUGGUAAGUCCAAAGUCGAUCGCUGACCUGACUCCGUGUUGACUCAAGUUUGUUCAUGCUUGAGUUUGUUGCAAGUGGCAGAUGGCGUUAUUUGUGUACAUUAUGGCCGGUAAACCGUAGCGAAUCCGCAACCGAAACGAUUAGCAUCCCAAAGUGGAUUAGGCCGGAUUAAGUCGCGAAAUAUUUUGGCACAAACAACAACAGUUCCCUGACCUGCAGCAGGUAACUGUACAGGUAGCCAACUCUCCCCGCCACCCUCGGACCCACAAUGUGUAUUUAAGCCUGUUGCAGAUUGAGUAACGUCAUCAGUUAACCAACUGCAUUCAUAGCAAGCACACACAAAUACUUUCACUCACUCACACCACAACAAAAAAUGGAGAGCGAUAAGAUGAUUAAGCCCACCGUCUCGUAUCAUUUGUUCUUGUACCGUGAGGAGCUGGCUCGACGCAAUGCUCGCCAGCUGCGACUUUCGAGAACCAAGAUCGAUAUCACCGAGGAGCUCAUCUCGAGAACUGUGAAGAACAUCAAAACCUGCAGCAUGGAUGAUCUUAAAGCGGUCAACCGUGAACUCGUGUUCAAGCGGAAGCUGCGCAAUCGAGUGUCCAAGCUGCGCAAGGAAGCCAAGCUGGCCAAACAAUGAACCCAAGGAGAAAGAGAA
Molecule: messenger RNA, 1375 nt
Organism: Drosophila sulfurigaster albostrigata
Lineage: Eukaryota; Metazoa; Arthropoda; Insecta; Diptera; Drosophilidae
Exons: 1
Coding region: 1091-1357 (88 amino acids)
Source: RefSeq, a predicted model, not a curated record